Molecule: messenger RNA, 5134 nt
Organism: Protopterus annectens (West African lungfish)
Lineage: Eukaryota; Metazoa; Chordata; Ceratodontiformes; Protopteridae
Gene: SUSD6
Product: sushi domain containing 6
Exons: 7
Coding region: 203-1285 (360 amino acids)
Source: RefSeq, a predicted model, not a curated record
UCGUGACGACAGUGGGGUCCCUUCAGCCGUGGGAAUCUAGCCACGACCCUGGUAAAAGAGGAAAGAGGUAUUACCGAUUAAGGCUAGGGCGAAGCUCGUCUGACCCACACUUGCAAACUGUUGCCGAUUGCCCUUGGGACAGGCGUGCCCAACGGGGAGGAAGAGGUGCCUGGAGUAAAGUUAGUAUUCCAUCUAAGGGAAGAUGUAUGAUGGAAUGGUAAAACCAAAGAUAUGCCUGGCUUCUCAAGUUUCCUUGCACUAUGGAUUAUUUUUUAAGCUUGUCAUCUUUUUCUCUUUCAUCUCAGAAGGAUGGACAUUUGGAUGCCAAAAACCUACACCUAUUCGCAAUGGUAAAGUGAAUGAUACUAGUAUUAAUCAAGUGUACUACCUUCCGGGCACUGUGCUACACUACGACUGUGACCCUGGCUAUGAACCACGAGGUGCUGAAACCAUACAUUGCUCUGAAACAGGACAGUGGUCUUCAGAGAUCCCAUACUGCACGAGAACAGAUGUUUGUCCUGUACCACUGGAACCAGAGAACGGAGGAUACAUGUGUCAUCCCUCUCCUUGUAGAAAAUUGGUGACUGACAGUGUAAUUGAGUAUUCCUGUGAUGAAGGCUAUGUGAUGAAAGGAGACUACAAGUUCCUCACAUGUAAAAAUGGUGAAUGGAUUCCACCCAUGCAAAUCAGCUGCAAACUUGGCCCAGGAAAAGACUUGCAUACUAGCAUUGGAGUGCCAACAUUGUCUAUAGUUGCUUCAACUGCCAGCUCAGUUGCCCUUAUCCUCCUCCUUGUGGUGCUGUUUGUCCUUCUGCAACCAAAGUUGAAAUCCUUCCAUCACAGCAGACGUGAACAGGGUGUGUCAGGGGAACCAGUGUCAAUAGUAGUGGAUGGUGUACAAGUAUCACUACCUUCAUAUGAAGAAGCUGUCUAUGGUAGCGCUGGGAACUGCAUCCAGACUUCAGACUCCAGAGUACAGAUUGUCCUUUCAGAGGGACCAUCUACAAGUGGAACAGAACUACAGCAGCAUGAACCACUAAUGCAGAUCUCUAGGAGAGAGGAUGCAAGUCCAGGACAUGCAGAGCAUUGCCAAGGUAGUGGCUCUCAGCGAUCAGAAACUGUUCUGGUUCAUCAAGCAGCCUCUUCAUCUUGGGCAUCUGCCUCACCUAGGAGGCUGGGACAUAAAGACAGUCAAGAUUCUGACAGCAGUGAAAUACAGAGCGUUUUGUCUUUGACUCCUUCAGAAGAAUUUUCAGAUGAUAUUCCUUUGCUGAAGGAAGCAUGAAAGCUGUCUUCUGGAGCUGCCCUGACUGGCCUGAAUGCAUUCAGCCGUUCUUUAUCUGCCUUUUCCUAAGCUGUGCUGUACGAAACUGAGGAACAAAUCAUAAAGGAGCCCAAGAUGCCCCUCUCUUUUGAAUCAUUUGUAAAGUUCCCAAAGAUAGGAUGAGUGUGCAUGUCCUGCAGGAUAUUGUCAUGUCUGCAUGUGAAGGGAAGACCUGCAUACUCCACCACAGUGCAUGCAGCUGAAUUAGAAGGUCCAGGUGCAGGAAAUCCAGCAAAAGAAAUUGUUAGAAGUCCAAAGCUUUACACAAUUGAAUUUUUGCCCAGGCUGCAACUGAUUUUUUUUUUUUGCCAGUCACCAAAAUUUCUUCGGUACCCAAUGUGGAAAUCUGGAAAAUAAGGUGCAAUUUUAAAAAAAAAAACUAAAUCUAGAAUUAUUUUUUACAGCGGAACAAGGAUCUCCAGUCAUUUUAAAGCAAUAUAUUUAUAAAAAUAAGUGUUUCUAUUUUACUUUGGCUAAUUAUGCUUUCUGUUUGUUACCAAUGUGGCUACCUGGUGCAGCUGUACUGUAGAGCACAAGACAGUUUCAUUUGGAAUUGCAGUAUUUUGAACCUUGAGAUUCUUUACUGUAUUUAGGAGCCUUCCACUGUCACACCAUAACCUAACAAAAUAUUCCAUAUUUUUGGACAUUUUGGGGAGCUGCAGAUCGCCUUUUUAUCAGACUGCCUAUGGAAACUUGAGUUUGACUGCACAAGCCCCUAGUGUUAUCAUAGUACUGUUAUGAUCUUGUCAGGGUACUAAGUGUAUGUGUUUUCUAUGUCAGCACAUUCUUUGGACUGUUGUCAAAGUUUUGUUUUGGAUCACAACAUGUUUUUUUCUACAGAACCACCUGCUGUCAAACUGUUUGUACUUCAGAGUCCUUAAUACCUUCUUGUAACCAUUUUAGCAUGAAAUUCAUGAGUUAAUUAAACCUGGUACCAUGACACAGAGGAGUAAACCCCUGACUGCACCCCAGGCAACUUGUGUUUAACUGGUGGCACCCAGUGUCAACUUGACCUUCCUGGGGUGAGGGAGGUAGCUUGGCUCACUCUAUUGGCAACAUUUGCAGAAAUGCAUGUGUAUCACAGCAGCUGUUGUGCCCAUGCUGCAGGAGUUGUUUUCAUCAGGAGCUCCCAGCAGUGUUUAUUUCCCUGACAGAUGUACAGAUACCAGUCUUCCUUCUCUACACAUGCUUACCACAUUAUUCUAAAAGAAGAUCUAAUGUGUCUCCACAUUUCUGAUUACCUGAAGCGAGCUUCAUAUAACCACAGCUUCCACACAGCACUUGGUUUUCUACUUUGCUUCCCUGCCAGAGUGCCUUCUCUGCAAAGUUUGCAUGUCCUUCCUGCAUCUGCACGGGUUAUUUAUUUAUCCAUUUGUUGACUGGAUUAAUCCCACUAGGCUAGUAGCCUCUUUUCAGGGGGUACCUGAGGUGAUAUUUAUACUACUGGGGGAAUUUGGCCCAGGGCAUCAGGGAACUUCCCUACUUUUUCCAGUCUUUUACAUCCACCUGAGCUACAUCCAGUUCAAGCAGAUGGGACAUCAGGACUGCAUUACCACCACCCCCUUUAUGCUGCACUGCAGUGUCAGCAGUCCAUCUACCCAGUAUGGGAAUAGAUCCCACAGUCUUCUGCACCAAAGGCCAAUGUUUUACUUGUUGAGCUACUGAUAGUGCUGUGUUAGUUUUUUGCCAGGUUUCUGGAUACCCCCCCUGACAUUCCUGAGUUGCUCCAGGGGGUGAUUUGUAGUUCCUCAUAUUAUCUCUGUUUGUGUGCAUCCUUAGAUGUACUGGCAAUCCCAUCCAUCAGUGAGUCCAUGCUUUGUACCCAUCACAUGCUGAUAUAGGUCCACUUUCCCUGCAGCCCUGAUUAGUAUGACCUAAGUAUUGGAAAAAUUAAAGAAAUAUAGGCAACAACAUUUUCUUUUUAUGCCUCAGUUUUCAGAAGCUCCUGCUUGUGUGCUUCAACAUUGGAUUUUAGAAGCUGUAAUUAUUAGUAGUAUUUAUGAUAUACUCCAGACAUUUUAACAGCUUUCUUGGCUGUAAGUGUAACCCCACCCUUUUUUUAUAUUUUAUUGGGUAAAGAAUUGAGGAUGCCACAUUUACCUUAAAAGUACAUUGCUUACCUAUUGUUUAGUGCAAAAAAUGAGAUUUAUAGCAUGGCCGGUGCCCAGAUGAGUUGAUUUGGAAGGUGUGUCAUAGUUAUUAGCUGUAGCUUUAAAUGUUUGCAAGCAUUGUAUAUUACAUUAUCACUGGAAGUGUUGAAUGUCGAGUCUGCACUAGCUGUAUCAAGACCUUUCCUUGAAGAUGCUGUUCCCAUUAUGGCUCACAUUCUGUAGAGUUUGUUCUUUUAGAGCCCCUCAGACUAAUGACAUAAAAGAGCCCAUUACCUCCUUCCUUACCACAAAACCAUCUCUUCCCCCACCAAUCCCACUACUAAGAAUCCUUUGUUUUUUUGUUUGUUUUGUUUUGUUUUAAUAUACAUAGUAGGAAUUUUCCAGAUGCAUUGAUGAAGUGGUAUCUGUUUUAUGAUGCUGUAAAAUGGACAGGGAGUAGCAUAAGGUUACAUUGUAGAAAAGGCACAGCAUUCUUGUACAAGUCACAGCAUCUCAAAUGAUUUCUUGCAUGCAGUCCUGUUUCUUUUUGCUUGAAAAACUGUUCAUAAGUAGAGUAAAAUUACAAAGCUACCUCUCACCAGUACUUACUUUUCUGAUUUCCAAGGAAUGCAAUUAAGACUCAUUUUGAUAUUCACAUGCUGGUGGGAAGAGGGCAGAGGCUGUUGAAGACAAAGCUCCUUCUCACACAUUUGGAGCUGAAUGCAGUGUUCCUAGUCCCAAAAGUCAUGAAGAAGGAGAUGAUCUCGGGUAUCUCCAGAUCUGGUGGUAUCUAAACAGUUUAAGGUGUACAAGGUCAUACCCCAUUUGUAUGGAGGUGCUGCUUAUCUGGUACUGAACCAUAGAAAGGGACAUAUCUCAGCCCUUUACAUCUUGGAAAGGUUAGGUGUUCAAGCCAGUAGAUUCUGUAAGCAGGUUUCUGAGGCUGGAGGUCUGGAAUCAGAAGGCAUGUUUGGGCAGAGCUUCUUAGACUUGGAGAACUCCAGGAAUUGAUCUUUUUGUUACUCAGUAAAAUGCUCUUCUGUUGAUCCAGCAGGACAGGGGGGUUGGCAGUGGAUGCAGUAGCAUUUCAGCUGUUUUCACUGAUUACACGACUUAUUGCUAAGUUCAGGAGAGAAAGGUCACACCUAAUUUUUUACAACUCCUUGGUGACUGAGAAGGGAUUGAGGUAGAAGUAGGGUUAGGUUUAGCAGACCUGAGUAAGGUGGUGUAGGGAGCCUUCAGUUUCCAGUCGUAAUAGCCCUAGCAGUGUAAAAAAAAACUCUCCCAGUCCUUGCUAGUGAUGGCCCUGAAUGGUGGGGAAACCACCAUUUCCCUCCUCAGCACCAGGUUUGUUGAAAGGCGUGUAUGAGAUGGUUCAUGCUGCCAGAGAGCCUUCCAGUUGGCUAACUACUUCUGCCAAGUUAAAUGGUUUCAGAAGUUUCCGUGAACCAGUCCAUUAACUUGUCAGUUUUCUUUGCAUCAUUUGAAUCUGAGGGAGAAGGGGCUCUUCACACCAUGGAUAAGUGCAGUGUCAUCUUAAGUGUUACAUGAAAUGACAGGUAACCAUUUGAAAUGUCAAGACCCACUAGAGCGAGUCCCAAAAUAUGAAGACUGAAUAGUCUAAAUAUCUUACUUACAUAUACUAAGAGAAGCUAUCUCUCAGAAUAUUCCUUUUUCUCUGACGUAUGGUGAUCUCGAAGUUGGUAUGUAUAAGUUUGGG